UACCGUGCUCUCCUGCUUCGUAGAUUUUCAACAAUAAUUCUUCCAGGAAAUCUACGAUAUAUUUUUUGGCUUCGGCGUAUUGCGAAUCUACUAAAAGAAGAAGAAGCAGUGUUGGAUAUUUACUUGGCGACCCACAGCCAUAUUUCACAAACACAAGAAUGGACCAUAUUAAAUAUUUCAGUGGUAAAUUCGCUAGCUCCUCUAACGGAAGGCCAACAAACGAAUACAGCUAAUUCUAGUACGAAAACUUCUAUAUACCGCCGAUGUGGUCGUCUUUCACACGCACCUAUAGCUUUAAGAAAAAAAAUCAUUUUAGUGACAAAAGUAAACUGGUGUCCGCACGAAACUAACUUUUUUAAAAGUGAAAUAGUGGUCAACUGAAAUUUUAAAACGAUCCCAUCAACUUAUUGGAAACAGUGCAACAUUGAAACCACAGAUUUAUAUGUGCAUACAAAUGUAUGUAGACAGAAGGUAACUGCAAACACGUUGGCGUAAAAACAAGUAAAAUUUAGUUCAAAAAACGGUUGUCAAACCUUUACUGCAGAAAAUACUCAAAUGGAUGAAAGAGUGAAUGAUGGUGUUCAUAAAAUAAAAGUUUCUUAAAACUUAUUUUAGCAAAGAGAGAUGAAUGAAAAGAAAAUCAGAAGUUCUUGACCACCAACAUAAUUGACAACGCCAGUCGAAUAUAUACUUAGGUUCGAUUUAAGGACUAAGAAAUUUCACCUGUAUAAUAUACACGACAUAUUUCUGUAAAUUACUUCUAGCUAGAAACUCGACUUGUUGUGAAAAUAUUGUGGCAAUUCCAGUAUAUCCCAACUCGCCUAUCAAUUACUGAGUGUUUCAGCAUUGUUUUUAAAAAUAUUAUAUAAAUAUAUAACUAACCACUGAUAUUUUACUGCCGAAAUAGAUUUUCUUAAGUGUGCCAUCGCGAUGGCUGCCCCAGCAGCCUGUACGCGCUUUUCCGACAAUUAUGAAAUUAAGGAAGAACUGGGAAAGGGCGCAUUCUCAGUUGUUAAACGAUGUGUUCAAAAGUCGACACAGUUUGAGUUCGCUGCAAAAAUCAUCAACACUAAGAAACUCACCGCAAGAGAUUUUCAGAAAUUAGAACGAGAAGCAAGAAUUUGCAGAAAGCUUCACCAUCCUAAUAUCGUCAGAUUGCAUGAUAGCAUACAGGAAGAAAACUACCAUUAUCUGGUUUUUGAUCUUGUUACUGGUGGCGAACUGUUCGAAGAUAUUGUUGCGCGCGAAUUUUAUUCAGAGGCAGAUGCUUCGCAUUGCAUUCAACAAAUCCUGGAGUCGGUUAACCAUUGCCAUCAGAAUGGCGUGGUUCAUCGUGAUCUGAAACCAGAAAAUUUACUAUUAGCUAGUAAAGCCAAGGGUGCAGCUGUAAAACUCGCCGACUUUGGCUUAGCCAUUGAAGUUCAGGGCGACCAUCAGGCAUGGUUUGGUUUUGCUGGCACCCCUGGCUACUUAUCGCCGGAGGUGCUAAAAAAGGAGCCAUAUGGCAAAUCUGUAGAUAUAUGGGCAUGUGGAGUUAUUUUAUACAUUUUGCUAGUGGGUUACCCACCCUUUUGGGAUGAGGACCAACACCGUCUUUAUUCUCAGAUAAAGGCUGGCGCUUAUGAUUACCCUUCACCAGAAUGGGAUACAGUGACUCCAGAAGCAAAGAAUUUAAUAAAUCAAAUGCUUACGGUCAAUCCAAAUAAAAGAAUAACCGCUGCGGAAGCGCUGAAGCACCCAUGGAUAUGCCAAAGAGAACGCGUGGCUUCAGUGGUACAUCGGCAAGAGACUGUUGACUGUCUCAAGAAAUUCAAUGCUCGUCGUAAGCUUAAGGGCGCUAUUCUUACUACCAUGCUAGCAACUAGGAAUUUUUCAAGUAGGAGUAUGAUCACCAAGAAAGGUGAAGGAUCCCAAGUUAAAGAGUCAACAGACUCCUCGAGUACGACUUUAGAAGAUGACGACGUAAAGGAGGAUAAAAAAGGGAUUGUUGAUCGCAGCACAACUGUCAUUUCAAAAGAACCUGAAGAAAUAAGGAUUAUCUGUCCAGCGAAAACUUGUCAACAAAUGUCAUCUAAUUCUCAAUGCUCAGCAGCAAGACGCCAGGAGAUAAUUAAAAUCACUGAACAGCUAAUUGAGGCUAUAAAUAGUGGUGAUUUCGAUGGAUACACAAAAAUUUGUGAUCCUCAUUUGACUGCAUUUGAGCCCGAAGCUCUAGGAAAUCUUGUCGAAGGAAUUGAUUUCCAUAAGUUUUAUUUUGAAAACGUAUUGGGAAAAAAUUGCAAGGCAAUCAACACUACAAUUCUGAAUCCUCAUGUUCAUUUGCUAGGAGAAGAUGCUGCAUGUAUUGCUUAUGUACGCCUUACGCAAUACAUAGAUAAACAAGGACACGCACAUACGCACCAGUCGGAGGAGACAAGAGUGUGGCAUAAGCGAGACAGUAAGUGGCAAAAUGUACAUUUUCACCGCAGCGCAUCGGGUAAAAUUAGUGGUGCAACAACAUUUGAUUUUAUCCAACAACAAAAGUAGAAUGUUUAUGUUUUAAGACGAUGAAAACAGCAAUAAGUAGCACAACGUAGCUGACCGGCUGAAAUAGAUAAAUAUAAACAUGCAUACAUAAUAAUAAAAGCUGCAGAGCUGGCCAACAACACCAAUAAUUCAAAACAAUUAUAUCAUUAUCAAUCAAACCGAAAAAAUUGCAAUAUCAAAUUUAUUAGCACCGUUAUUUACUUCUUAAAAUAAAUGAUAAUUGUUUUAAUCGAGUUAUAAAAUCCACGAAGAAUGUUUAAUGCGAAUAAGUGAACUGCUAUUACGAGGAAACAUUUUGUUUGAUUGAUCAAAAACCACAUCAAACUUUCAAAAAUAGUAAUGUAAUUGAUUCAGUAAUAUUUAUGUACGUUAUAACUUUUCAAUAACGUUUGAAAGCUGCCGGUGCUUUAGAAACAUUUAAAGAUUAAAUGCAAACGUCAUCUAAUCUUUUCUUAAAUAAACACAGAAAAUAAAGCAAAAUUUGGUCAUUUACUUACACACAAUAUUCAUUCAUAAGCAAAAGAAAAGAAGUCUAAUAAGCGCCAAAAAAA
Ceratitis capitata (Mediterranean fruit fly) is the source of this 3077-nucleotide messenger RNA. RefSeq names its product calcium/calmodulin-dependent protein kinase type II alpha chain (gene CaMKII). The coding region runs from base 931 to 2526 and encodes 531 amino acids. Gene Ontology annotation, biological process: protein phosphorylation. Gene Ontology annotation, molecular function: ATP binding; calmodulin binding; calcium/calmodulin-dependent protein kinase activity. Gene Ontology annotation, cellular component: cytoplasm; neuron projection. Lineage: Eukaryota; Metazoa; Arthropoda; Insecta; Diptera; Tephritidae. The transcript has 17 exons. The record is from RefSeq and is a predicted model, not a curated record.